Messenger RNA from Gadus morhua (Atlantic cod), 3187 nucleotides. RefSeq names its product caveolae associated protein 1a (gene cavin1a). Bases 355 to 1647 code for a protein of 430 amino acids. Gene Ontology annotation, cellular component: caveola; cytoplasm. Gene Ontology annotation, biological process: termination of RNA polymerase I transcription; transcription initiation at RNA polymerase I promoter. NCBI's taxonomy places the organism in Eukaryota, Metazoa, Chordata, Actinopteri, Gadiformes, Gadidae. Gene Ontology annotation, molecular function: rRNA primary transcript binding. The transcript is spliced from 2 exons. The record is from RefSeq and is a predicted model, not a curated record.
AAGGGGAAAGUUCUACUGGGUGGGAGCUGGGGAGCGGAGGCAUUCGAGUUGGGUCACACAUGCCUCAGCCGUGAUACAGAGCUUGCUGCCUCUCCUGCUCCAAGAGACAGGCAUAGAGACAGAGAUAGAAAGAGACAGAGAAGUUUCUACAGGACAGAACAGAGUGUGGGACAGAAAGUAAACAGCAGAUUAGAAGUGAGUGUACUGUUCCUUUGGCCCAGAGGCUGUCCAAUAAGAGAGAAGAGGAGGUGAAAGCUGAGUUGUUGAGUUGCAGGGUGGGCUCUGUAAUUUUUGUGUGGUGCUGUAUUUUUAUCCCGCGUGAGCGUGCGAGCACCGAGCAUUCUUCCAGAGACCAUGGCUGACUCAAUGGUGAAGCUGGACCGGUCGAUUCUGGCCGACGCGUCCUACAGUGACGACGAGGUGGCCCUGGUCGCCGCCGCCAGCGCUCCCGCUGUAGACUACGAUGACGACGACGACGAUGAGGAAGAGGAAGAUGACGAAGUGGUCAUCCGAGGGGCAGAGCUGGAAGCGGCCUCCGGGCCCCACGGCAAGAGCGAGGCGCAGGUGAACGGCGUCAUGGUGCUGUCCCUGCUGGACAAGAUCAUCGGUGUGGUGGACCAGAUCCAGACGACCCAGGGCAGCCUGGAGACCCGGCAGGAGGCCAUGGAGAAGGCUGUGUCGGGGAUCCAGGGGGAGCUGGCCAAGCUGGCCAAGAGCCACAGCGGCACGGCACACAGUGUGGACAAGAUGCUGGAGAAGGUGCGCAAGGUGAGCGUCAACGUGAAGUCGGUGCGGAGCAACCUGGAGAAGCAGGCGGGGCAGAUCAAGAAGCUGGAGAGCAACGAGAACGAGCUGCUCAAGAGACGACACUUCAAGAUACUCCUCUAUCAGGACGAAACAAAGCCCCCCAAACCCACAAAGUCCAAGUCCCCCGAGGCGGUGUGCGAGGCCGGGGUGGCGGCGGACGGCCUGGGGCAGAUCCCCGAAGGCGCCCCCGACCACGUCAACUCAGACGAGGAGGUGGAGAUCGAGGAGAUCGUCGAGGAGUCCCGCGCCGAGCGCAUCAAGCGCAGCGGCAAGCAGCGCGUCGACCACCUGAAGAAGGCCUUCUCCAAGGAGGAGAUGGAGAAGACCAAGCUGAAGACCAAGGAGAACCUGGCCAAGACCAAGCAGAGGACCCGCGAGAACCUGGAGAAGACGAAACUGCGGACCCGCAAGAACCUGGAGAAGACCAAGCACAGCCUGGAGAAGAAGAUGGGCAAGCUGAGCUCCCGCAUGACCCCCAACCUGGAGCGCAAGGAGAAGAUCAAGGUGGCCAAGGAGAAGGCCAAGGAGAAGGCCAAGCGCGGCCACCCCAAGACGUACGUGUACCGUGUGCCACCCUUCACCUUCCACGUGAAGAAGUUCCGCGACGGGGAGGAGGAGGAGGAAGAGGAGGAGGAGGUGGUGGUGGUGCAACACGACGAAGAGGACGUGGAGGAGGAAUCCGAGGAGGGUCUGGGGGAGGGCGAGAGAGGCGGCGUGGUUGUGGAGGAGGGGGAGCUGGUGAGGGUAGACAGCCCGGAGAGGGAUGCCCUUUUGCAGGUGAAGGAGGACUCUCAGCUGGUGGUGGUGGAGGACAACCACCUAAAAGUGCGCGGCAAUUAGAAACUGCCAUUGGUCCUCGUCCGUCAUCGAUGUGGUUACAGAGAGGGAUGACAUAGAAGGUUGGGAGAACGAAAGAUGUGGGGAAGUCACAAGUGGUUGGAAAUCAUAAGGACACAAUUUUAGUCAAACUAAACUUUCUGGACAUGAUCACAAUUUAUGCAAUCACAUAUUCAUGUUUUGUUUUUUUCUUACACUACAAGGUUGGUUGGUUUAUAUUUUCACAAUUUGCUCCUCUUAUGCGUGCCAUUAGUUGACAUUAGUUCAGUGGACUGCCAUCAUCGUUCGCUGCAGCAAAUAUGCUAUUUAUGUAGAUUCUAGGAAUGUUAGGAAAAAUAAGAAACGGAUGGACAUGGAGAAAAUGGUAGAAAAUAUAUUAUGCUUGUAGAAAAAGCUCUUGUAAAAUAUGCACCUAUAGGAAAAUAGAGGGUGUUAAUGGCAGGGUUUGAAUUGCAAUGAAUUGUAUACAGUCAUAAAUGCAUGGCUGAAUAAAAAAAGGGAUUUGCAACAAAAAAGGUAUGGUUUUGGGUUUGAAAGGAGGCAGGAGUGGAAGACAAGGGAAUUGUUGAUGUUUGUUUUUCCUUUACUGAAGCAUUUAUUAACACAUUACUGUUAUGUCCUGUGAUACCUCCUGCUCUAGAGGCCCCACUGGAACCUAGAGCUGUCUCUGACCGCUUGUCAAGAAGAUGUCAUAUUAAAGGAGGACAUAGGACAGAAGACAUGGUGCAAUGGAGAUUUUCCUUUUUAACACCCUGCCUUAAAAAAGUAUAGGUUAGGCUUUAUAUAUAUAUAGUAUUAAAAAUAACAAAUAAUGAAUUCAGACGGCAGAUUAUGAUCUCUUUAUAUGAAACUACUGAUGUAAGAAGCGUUUUAUAAGAAGCAAUGUUUGGAGUUGUACUAUAUUAUUUCAUUAACUUCUACUGAUUGUGUCUAAUCGCAACUAGUGGCAUCCGUAGCAUUUAGAUGUGAUGUCAUAAUUAGUAGUGCUUUUUCACUGUGCAUGCUAAUGCACUUUAAGUUAGUAUUAGCACGUUUGUAUUCAACAGUCGUAUACAUGGAAAUACAGUGUGCUGUUAGCACUUCAUAAUUCGGUGCUAUGUGAGUUUAACAUUACUAUUAAACGCUCAUGACGUGUUAAAUGUAAUUACAGGAAGAAAAAUAAUUGCCAUUUUUCUUGAAUUUCAGGACCAGGUGACAGCUUAAAGAUAAUCUAUAUCCAUGUAUAGAAGUAAAAUGUCAUGCUAGGUACUAGAUACAUCUGAAAGAACCAGAAGUGAAACACCAGAGAUUGUGAAUUGAAUUGGCGCUCGUAUGUAAUAAUGUCAUGUCCAGAGAAUUUCAAAACUCAGUGAAAAACGUGUGACACAUAUUGUGCUUAUAAUAACCGGAGAAAGCAGAAUGUAGAAAGAUAAUGUCAACAUCCUGCUGGAUAUUAUUAUUUCAAGCCACCAGGUCAAUGAUAAAUAAUGAAUUAUGCUGUGGAGUGCAUGGUGCUUAAGACAUUAUGAAUGCUGCUGAAAACAUUAAAUAACUAAAUACCAUA